UCAAGUAAAUUCCUGACCAUGAGUUUGCACAUUUACAGCAGUGAUUGUAUUUUACAGUGGUCAUUGUAUUUUACAGCUACUUAUGGGGAGGCCAGGGUAAAGCUUCAUCAAGCCGAGUACACAUCCGACCUGACAGACACCGAAGAUGGCUUGAUAAAGAGAAAGGCAAGGUCAAAACUCUUCCAGAGUCAGAGCAAGCAACUAGAAUCGAGUGAGCAUUCUGAUUCAGAGGACGAACUUCCACCCACUCCCCCAGAAAAACACCUUUGGCCAGCAGCAAAUAAAAUGACCAGCCAGAUUACCAUCCCCACUGCCCAGCGAGUUGCCAGUGCCACUGUCCACCAGAUCGCCAGCCCCACUGCCCAGAGGUUGGCCAGUUCCACUGUCCAGCAGAUCGCCAGCCCCACUGCCCAGAGGUUUGCCAGUUCCACUGUCCACCAGAUCGCCAGCCCCACUGCCCAGAGGUUGGCCAGUUCCACUGUCCAGCAGAUCGCCAGCCCCACUGCCCAGAGGUUUGCCAGCCCCAGUUGUGAAGCCAUGUUCUCUAAACUUCUUACAAUUGUAGAAGAAAUUAAGGAGACCCAGAAGGUUCAUGGUAAGAUGCUAAAUGCCUUGCUGAAGAAGCAAGAUACAUCAGUGAUGGAGGUUCCUGAUGGUGUGGUCUUCCCACUGAAAACUCAAGCAGACGUUGAGGCACUUGAGGAGCUACUGGGGGACCGCAGUCUAAUGUCUGCUGUUGUUGCCAUGGUGGCAGACAUAGGGGGCACAAAUGUAGAUGACGCAACGAGACGAAUGAUGAAAUACAUUCUGUCAAACGAGCUGGCAUUGGACUACAACAUGUUUGGCCGUCACGGGAAAAAGAAGUUUAAGGACUUGUGUCUUUUCAACGUUCUGUAUGGUAAGUAAAUCAGAGACGUUCUACAACUUUUGAAAAUAAUUUGUUGAAAAACAUUCCAUCUGCAAGGAUUAAGGCUGAAUCCUAUUUCUACAUCUUACCCCUGCACCUUACUCCUUACUACUAGCCCUUGGCCCUUGACACCAAGUGGUAAGGGCUAGGAGUGAAAACCUACCCCUAUGAAAUGGGACACCACUUUUUUUAAAUCAUCAUACAGUAUUGAUCACAAACUUCCAAGAUGCUGUCUGUAAGUGUGUUUAUAUGUUGAUUGUGUGGGUUUUGACAACAGUGUCGUGCAUUUAAAUAUUUUUGUUAUUUUUUUGUUCCCUUUGGUGGUGGUGGUGCAGAUGUUCUUAUCUGUGUAGUACUUAGGUAUUACUUUUUUUCAGUGAAAUAAUUUUUUCUUGCUUUAAUCCCUGUAUCUGUUUGCGGCCCACAUUUCAUUGUAUGGACUUGCAUUUAUUUUGACUAUGCACCAGUAAGGUAGGGAGCACGGUGGCAUUUUCAAAUUAAAGUAAAUUAGAGGAAGCAUUUUUCACAAGAUGAAAAUGCAAGGAACAUCCUGGACUGCACUAUUUUGAGAACUGCUCAUCUAAUUAUUUUUAAUACUAAAUAAGCUUAAAUCAACAUAUAAAUAUCAAUCUUUUUAUACAAAUAAUGCUGGUUCUAUUGGCAUUUCAAACCUAAAGCCUGCAUUUUACAAUUGAAGCCUCAACUAAAAUGUAUCAGCUAUUGCUUUUAAUGUAUUUUGGCAUUUUAAUGUGACAAAAUGUGCAUCAUUUUAUAAUUAUUUGUACACACCU
Messenger RNA from Etheostoma cragini (Arkansas darter), 1698 nucleotides. RefSeq lists its product as uncharacterized. The transcript is spliced from 3 exons. NCBI's taxonomy places the organism in Eukaryota, Metazoa, Chordata, Actinopteri, Perciformes, Percidae. Bases 19 to 906 code for a protein of 295 amino acids. The record is from RefSeq and is a predicted model, not a curated record.